Molecule: messenger RNA, 1289 nt
Organism: Paramacrobiotus metropolitanus
Lineage: Eukaryota; Metazoa; Tardigrada; Eutardigrada; Parachela; Macrobiotidae
Product: yemanuclein-like
Exons: 3
Coding region: 326-1033 (235 amino acids)
Source: RefSeq, a predicted model, not a curated record
UAGAAUUGGUUUUUACUUAUGCGUUAGCCUUCCAAUCAUCUGGAUACUACUUUGUACAUCACUGCCGUAAUUACUCGAGAAGGUUAAAAGGUUAAAGCUUCUACUCGAAAUCUGGAGUUGGUGAAUAACGUCAUUCGACUCAUUCCUUGGCCUUGACAGAUUUUGUUGUGGUAAUCGGCAUUCGACACUCGACAGCGACGGCCAUCACGGUCGACGAAGCAAUCAGAACAAAAUUCGUGAAAAAGAAUUUCUCAUUUCAGUACUAGUGUAGCCUUUGAUAAUUUUCUUUAUUUCAAUCAGAUCCGGAGAAGUUUGAAACGCUACGAUGACCAGCACUGUCGCAAGCAGCGCUUCCACGGCUCCGCGUCGUGUGCAGCUACUGAAAACCACAAACACUUCCUCUAGCUUGUCAAGCGCGAUGGCUGCACCAGCACAGACUUCCCGGACACCUCCCUUCGGCGCUACCGCUCAGAAGAAACGAACCCUGCUCCAGGAAGUGACGGAUUUGUCUACGGUCAAGCGAAAGAAGGCAGUCACCAGUAAUGGCUUUCAGAAGACUAAGGAUAUCAAAGAAAUAGAAUUCGAAGCCAAAUAUUUCAAUCCGCUUCAGCCGCUUGACAAUUAUUGCCCAGUUUAUGAUUUCGGUGGAUCGAAGAUGACUGACGAUGGAGAGGACAGUGUGCAACACGAAAAUAUUCAUCCACGUGUUAUCGACGAAAUUGGCACCGGGUACGAUUCCCAAGAUUCAUUCGUGGACAACACUGACAGCGUGCCGGAAGCCAUGAUUCCGCCUGGGUGGACCACGCAGUUGGGCGGCUAUUACAUCGGUAGUGGCAAAUUAUACAUUCGGCCGAUUAGCCCCGAUGAGCUUGAAACCGGUCUUUACACGAAAAAAACUGCCGCUGAAUGUAAAAAAGCAAUGCGGACCCUAAAGGCACCCGUCCGGAAGCGGCCAAACAGAUCUGAAGUAACAGGAACGGACGCUGUGGUCGCGGACGAAUGCCUUGAUACCGAACACAGUAUCGAAGUUUAAAGAUUUGAAUAUUUAGUUACACCGUUCUCCCGCAUACAGGAUGGUACAAAACGUUGAUUACUUUCGCUAACGUGAGAGAUGUUUGAAUCGUUGUCGCUAACUUUAAUUCGGUAUUGUUUCUCCGUUCCAUGUGAAAGGUUUCUGUUAAGCAGUAAUUUACCGUGAGAUAUACAGGCCUCUUGAAGGGGCGCACAUCAUCACUCAGUUUCUUUCCUUUCUCAUAGUUUUACCAAAUCUGAUGAAGUAAUAAAGAGAA